AUGGAUGUAGUUGAACGACUGGCGUCUCUCCACCAAGACCUUACAGAGCUCAAUGAAAAGACAGAAAAAACAAAAAUAACGAUCAAAAAAACCCUAAAAGAGAUAAGACUGCCCGACAAAAAUUUACCGGCCAAAGCCAGCACCAUAAUAGACAAAGUGAAAGCAGAAGUUUCCUCCUCUAAAAUCCUUGAACUCUCCCUUGGCAUAAGCGAAAUAAAGCUUCCAGAGAAGCUAAGGUACAAGUACAAAAGCGACUACGAAACAUUCAAACUCACUUCAACAAUCGCAGUCACAAUUUUAACCCUUCUGAACCUGCUGUUUUUCAGCAGUAAGAUCAUGGACACCGUGCAAAUACUCAUCCAGAUGUACAUUUACUCCACGCUCACCAUACGAGAGCACAUUCUAAUUAAUAAUGGAAGCCACAUAAAAAGAUGGUGGAUUCUUCAUCAUUACAUCUGCAUUGUUAUCACAGGAAUGAUGCUCACAUGCCCAGACGAGUCUUUCUCCUUCAUUCGAACACCCGUUCUUAAAUUUCUUUUUGUGCUUUCUUGCUCGCAGUUAGUCCAGUACCAGUACCAAAUGAGGCGUCUUUAUAUUCUGCGGGCCCUAAAGAAGGCAGACCCACUAGAAAUAACAAGUGAUGUAAUGAAUGUUUCUUUAAUGGCGAAUCUCUGGGUGGCUGUGGGUAUUCUAGUUCUCUUCCAGUUUAUCCAGAUGUACGUGUCCUAUUACAUAUACACACUGCAUGUACUGCAUGCAUGGAGGCAUUACCAGCCAUUUAUUGGGGCACUCCUAAUAGGCGCAAUGUCCUUUGGAAAUAUGUUCACCAUCUUCUACACUUGUUAUAAUAAAGGGAUAUCUCCUAAAUAA
Molecule: messenger RNA, 870 nt
Organism: Nematocida ausubeli
Lineage: Eukaryota; Fungi; Microsporidia
Exons: 1
Coding region: 1-870 (289 amino acids)
Cellular component (GO): membrane
Source: RefSeq, a predicted model, not a curated record